AGAAAAAGCUUCUCAUUAUGGCAAACAAAGUGCUAAUUUUGGAUUUCUGGGACAUUGUUGGAGAAAUAAUUAUUUUCCCGUAUGUUGUGGAGAUGGACAGAAAGUCUGUGAGUCUAAUGGAGGAUCGGGGUAACUCGACACAUCCUUUAUUACAUGGAGAGUAUGAAUACCAGGACCCAAAGUCAGAAGAUGAAAUAGUAAAUAUAACUUAUAUAGACAGAAAUGGAGAAAGAAUUGCUGUGAAAGGAAAAGUAGGGGAUAAUGUUAUGUACCUAGCUCACAGAUACGGGGUUGAACUAGAAGGGGCGUGUGAAGCAUCUUUAGCCUGCUCUACAUGUCAUGUUUAUGUACAUGAAGAUUACUCCGAUAAAAUACAAGAACCAAAAGAGGAGGAAGAUGACAUGUUGGAUAUGGCACCUUUCCUGAAAGAAAACUCUAGAUUAGGUUGCCAGAUUACUUUAUCAAAAGAGCUUGACGGAAUAGAAGUAAAAUUACCAGCUGCGACCCGGAACUUUUAUGUGGAUGGUCAUGUACCUCAACCUCACUGAUGUAUACAAUAAAUAAUGAAAUACAGUAUUACCUCUGUAAAUGAUACUUCUUUAAAGGUCCUCCUUAAUACUGAAAAUAUUUUCCUUCCAUUUAGGCAAAUGUAUUAGUAAAUUUACCUUUCCAGAGUACAUAUUCUUAAUGACAACACUAAAUAAAUACCUCAAUUGUUUAUUUAAUUCAUAAAUCAUAAGCAUAUAGUUUCUUUCAAAUUAGACUGGUUUCUUUGUAAAUUAACCUCUGCAGAGCAAAGCCUCUAUGAAGGACACCUCUAAAGAGCAUUAACCUUACCCUGCUAAAAUCUAUAAUGAACUUGUCCAUCUUUCAAUUUGGACAGUACCAUUAACUGUUAAAAGGGGUGUUUAACUGGAUGGAUGUGCAGGCUGAUCUUGGUCUGCACUGGUCACAAAGUAGAAUCAUUGCUGCCUGCAGGCUAAGGAAUAAAGUUCCUAAAGAUCAGAUAUUUUCAUUUGAACUAGACAAAUUUAUAAGUAUUUUAACUUCAGAGCAACAACUUCAGUGUCUAAAACAAUGUCAUACUUUAAGCCAUGUUGUUUACUGAGGUUGUACUGUAAUAAAUAACCUCCAAGAACAAGUUUCCACUUACAUUGUUUUAGUGAUGAUAUUCAUAAAUUGUAAUAUUUUGUUGUGCUACUAUCAAUCCAGUUGUACUGAAUAUCUCUGUGUUUGAUGUAUGAAAUGAUUCAGUUAAGAGCUGAAAAACAACAAAGGAACCAAAAAGCCAGGAACCAGCAUAAUCAAUUUUAGAAUAAUAAUCCAUUAACACAGAAGAAAACUAACUUUUUAUCGUAUAUUUUGGAAGUAUCUCUCACUGCCUUCCUCAAUGAGGGCGUACUAAUUUACACCUUUGACAAUCCAGAAGAAGAGAUCAACAUUCAUAGUUGCAGCAUAAUCAAGUUCUUUUUGCUGAAUAGCUGACAAAGUCUACAAACAUCUAGUGCAAUUUGCGAACAUUAGUCUUCUGAUGGGAACAUAGAUGUUUAUUGAAGAAUGGUCGAAACCAAAGAAAUUUAGGAGAUUUUUGCUACAAUUAUUUUAUUCUUUUGUCAUGCAGGGGCCUAACUAAGGAAUAUAAUAUAUGCCUGUGGUCACAGUCAAAGAUCAAAGAAUUCAGGCCGUUGUCCUUGUGAUAUCCAAAAUGUUUCCAAAGGUUUAGAAACUUUAAAAGAAGCAGUGAAAUAUUAAUAAUUACAAAUUUCUCUAGAUUGCUUCAGUUAACUGUCCAACCUCAAGCAUUCUAUAACUUUUGUUUUGAAUAAUAAGACCUUCGAUUUUCUAAAACUUAAUCGCAUUAGCUAUGUAAUUGUAACUUAUAAAAACUAUUUGCUAUAGUCUGCAAAAAUCAUGUGCUUUAUUUUAAAUGUCAGUGUACAUAAUUAUGAGCUGCGCCAUAAAAAAACCAAAGUACAUGUAGUUGGGUUUGCGACCAGCAUGGAUCCAGACCAGCUUGCACAUCCAUGCAGUCUGGUCAGAAUUCAUGCUGUUCACUUUCAAAGCCUAUGGCAGUUUCAGAAACCAUUAGCGAACAGCAUGGAUCCUGACCAGACUGCACAGAUGAGCAGGCUGGUCUUGAUCCAUGCUGUUCACAAACCCACUAUGUUGGUUUUCUCAUGGCGCGGCUCAUAUAACUUCAUUGUGGCAUUAUUGUGAGUGUAUUUUUGAGGACGUUUUAUUCCUCGAGGUGAAGUGAUAUUCAAAGAUAUAGAUGGCAGGGAUCAGCCUACAAGGCGAUUUGAGCGAUAUCGUCGCUUUAAAGUCGGCCACUUCGCCUAAUUAUCGCCUCCGGGCGAAAUCCAAAUCGCCGAGAUUUUCAGUGAGUUAUUAUCUGUUUACUUAAAGUUGCAAAACUUGAUGCAUAUUCUAGAUUAAAUUAUCGAUAAAUCCAUAGUCAACCCCGCCUACUCGCCUGUCGAACUUCAGCCAAUCGUAGCAUUAAUAUCUAACAGUAGAGUCAAUCAGUAAUAUUGUAAGCCGCCGCCAUUUUGAAAAUCUUCAAUCUCGGCGUGUAAAAAGCUGAUAAACUUAAUGAGAGCAUGAUUUUAUGCAACAGUUGUAUAUUAUUCUUUCAUUUUAUUAAAGAUUACUUCAAAAAUUAUUUCAAUUACCAUAAUUACGGUCAAUUUCUGUAAAUGAACGGCUCGGGUACUGUGGAUAAAAAAUGAUUUCGCGGACGUCAGAACUGCCGUACAAAAUAUUGUAAAAAGAUCGCCAUUAACUACGAGUUUGGUAUUAUUUUCGAAAAAAAUAAUAAAUAAAUAAAUUAAAUGUAUAAAUCUGAACAAGUUGGUGCAAAAGUCGGGCAUUAUUAAAGUACGAGAAUCGAAACAUUAAUGAAAAUUUUCACGCCGUUUUGAUCGUGCACCUGUUAAAUUUACGAAUUUCGGACAUGUAAAUUUCGGAUAAAAAUUUAAAGGCGACUUUUUCAUAGCUAAGUUUAUACUUUAUUUAGAAAUUCAUGAAAAUGAUAAUGCAAGAAUCAAUUUCCUUAAAUAAUUACUGUUUAUAAGUUACAGCUAGACCCACAGAAAGUGGAUAUAUAUAGGCAAGAAACUGAAUGCUAUGCCGAUUCUUCUCCUUAAAUUUCUCAACUUCUCCCUAAAUUCUGUGGAGGGAGAAGUCACUUCUCCCUAAAAUUUUGACCUAGGCUGAUCCCUGGAUGGAGUGAAAUGUUAUAACUAUGGCUCUUUGUUUUAUGUCAGAAAAUAGUAAAGGUGAAUACAAGUAUCAAAAACAUAUAAAUUUAAAUUCUGAUUUUGUGUUUAAAAAAUGCAUAUCAGUGAGGUUUUUUUUUAUCAAAAGUUACUUUAACAAUUUUUUAACUAUUCAGAAUAAAUCUUUACCGAAAUUCAAUACAUGGGUGACUAAGAAACUAUAUGUUUUCCAUAAUUCCUCAGUUAAUGACAAUGAGGGUGAAAAAUAGUGAGUUUAGUACAUGUGUCCUCAAGUAUUGAAUUUGUCGUUUUUUUAAGUUGUAUUUAAAUUGUAUUUCUGUAAUGCUCAGUACGAUUUAACUUUUUAGCUCACCUGAGCACGAAGUGCUCAAAGGUGAGCUUUAGUGAUCACCCUGUGUCCGGCGUCCGUCGUCGUCCGUCGUCCGUCCGUCCGUCCGUCCGUCCGUCGUCAACAAUUUGACUGUUAACACUCUAGAGGUCACAUUUUUGGCCCAAUCUUAAUGAAACUUAGUCAGAAUGUUACCCUCGAUAAAAUCUUGGACGAGUUCGAUAUUGGGUCAUCUGGGGUCAAAAACUAGGUCACCAGGUCAAAUCAAAGGAAAAGCUUGUUAACACUCUAGAGGUCACAUUUUUGACCCAAUCUUAAUGAAACUUGGUCAGAAUGUUACCCUCAAUAAAAUCUUGGACGAGUUUGAUAUUGGAUCAUCUGGGGUCAAAAACUAGGUCAUCAGGUCAAAUCAAAGGAAAAGCUUGUUAACACUCUAGAGGUCACAUUUUUGGCCCAAUCUUAAUGAAACUUGGUCAGAAUGUUACCCUCAAUAAAAUCUUGGACGAGUUUGAUAUUGGGUCAUCUGGGGUCAAAAACUAGGUCAUCAGAUCAAAUCAAAGGAAAAGCUUGUUAACACUCUAGAGGUCACAUUUUUGGCCCAAUCUUAAUGAAACUUGGUCAGAAUGUUACCCUCAAUAAAAUCUUGGACGAAUUCGAUAUUGGGUCAUCUGGGGUCAAAAACUAGGUCACCAGGUCAAAUCAAAGGAAAAGCUUGUUAACACUCUAGAGGUCACAAUUUAGCUCAAUCUUCAUGAAACUUGACCAGAAUGUUAAUCUUGAUGAUCUUAAGGUCCAGUUUGAAUCUGGGUCAUGAAGGAUCAAAAACUAGGUCACCAGGUCAAAUCAAAGGAAAAGCUAGUUUACACUGUAGAGGCCACAUUUAUGACCAUAUCAUAAUGAAACUUGGUCAGAAUGUUAAUCUUGAUGAUCUUAAGGUCAAGUGAAAAUCUGGGUCAGGUGGGGUCAAAAACUAGGUCACUAGGUCAGAUCAAAGGAAAAGCUUGUUAACACUGUAGAGGCCAUAUUUAUGACUGUAUCUUCAUGAAACUUAGUCAGAAUGUUAAACUUGAUGAUCUUAAGGGCAGGUUUGAAUCUGGGUCAUGUCGAGUCAAAAACUAGGUCACCGGGUCAAAUCAAAGGAAAGCUAGUUAACACUUUAGAGGCCACAUUUAUGACCGUAUCUUAAUGAAACUUUGUCAGAAUGUUAAUCUUGAUGAUCUUUAGGUCAAGUUUAAAUCUGGGUCAGUUGGGGUCAAAAACUAGGUCACUAGGUCAUAUCAAAGGAAAACCUUGUUAACACUCUAGAGGCCACAUUUAUGACUGUAUAUUCAUGAAACUUAGUCAGAAUGUUAAACUUGAUGAUCUUUAGGUCAAGUUCGAAUCUGGGUCAUGUCGGGUCAAAAACUAGGUCACGGGGUCAAAUCAAAGGAAUGGCUAGUUAACACUUUAGAGGCCACAUUUAUGACCAUAUCUUAAUGAAACUUGGUCAGAAUGUUAAUCUUAAUGAUCUUUAGGUCUGUAGGUCAGGUGAGCGAUACAGGGCCUUCAUGGCCCUCUUGUUUAACUCUCUACUUUAUGUACACGUAUUGUUCUUGAUUACUUAAACCAAUACAUAUCUCAUUUAGAAACAUGCUAGCAGAUGUAAUAGAAUUUGGAAGUUGAUGAAAAUUUUGAAAUUAUAUAUGUGAAUUAGGUAUCUCUACAUUGCAUGCCAAUUUUUUUUGCAAAAAAAAAUACCGGUAGAGUGUACAGCGUUUAUCACUAUGUGAUUUAAUUGUUAUAGGAUUUGAAUAAAUUGUUGAAGAAUA
Molecule: messenger RNA, 5375 nt
Organism: Mercenaria mercenaria
Lineage: Eukaryota; Metazoa; Mollusca; Bivalvia; Venerida; Veneridae
Product: adrenodoxin-like protein 1, mitochondrial
Exons: 6
Coding region: 18-548 (176 amino acids)
Biological process (GO): P450-containing electron transport chain; positive regulation of oxidoreductase activity
Cellular component (GO): mitochondrion
Molecular function (GO): 2 iron, 2 sulfur cluster binding
Source: RefSeq, a predicted model, not a curated record